Hermetia illucens (black soldier fly) is the source of this 2027-nucleotide messenger RNA. RefSeq names its product WD repeat-containing protein 46. Gene Ontology annotation, molecular function: protein binding. Gene Ontology annotation, biological process: maturation of SSU-rRNA from tricistronic rRNA transcript (SSU-rRNA, 5.8S rRNA, LSU-rRNA). NCBI's taxonomy places the organism in Eukaryota, Metazoa, Arthropoda, Insecta, Diptera, Stratiomyidae. Gene Ontology annotation, cellular component: nucleolus; 90S preribosome; small-subunit processome. The transcript has 5 exons. The annotation marks the transcript as partial. The record is from RefSeq and is a predicted model, not a curated record.
UUUAAAUACAGAAAACCGGAAAUUGAUAAGAAGCUCCUGAAAAAGCAUUUGCGGGGAGAACAUGCAGAUGAGAAAGGUGUCAAGACAAAGUUCUUCAAGGAAAAGUUGAAGCGGAAAGAAGUCUACUUGGAAUAUGCCGCGGAACAAGCUGCUCGAGCUGAGAUUUUAAAAAAUGAGGAGGAAGGGUUCAUCGAGGCUGACCAGGACGAAAGCACUGCAGAUUACACUCAGAAGGAGAUAGUUCAAAAUGUGGAUAUAACGGCGGCCACAAAACACUUUAAUCUCUCGCUUGAUUUUGGACCAUAUCGUCUGCGAUACACGAAAAAUGGUCGUCAUUUGCUGUUGGGAGGACGUCGCGGUCAUAUAGCAGCAUUUGAUUGGGUGACAAAGCGAAUCCACUGCGAGAUGAAUGUAAUGGAGGAGGUUGCUGACGUAUCUUGGUUACACCUGGAGACAAUGUUCGCUUGUGCACAAAAAAACUGGGUCUACUUCUACGACAACCAAGGAACUGAAAUACAUUGUAUCAAACGAAUGUCUCGUGUGAACCGCAUGGAAUUUCUACCGUAUCACUUUUUAUUGGCAACAGCGAGCUCAGAAGGUUUUCUAUCAUGGCUGGAUGUGUCGAUAGGAGAAAUUGUAGCGCAAUACAACUCGAAAGCUGGCGACAUAAGAAUUAUGUGCCAAAACCCAUAUAACGCAGUGCUUUGUACUGGUGGAAGCAAAGGUGUCGUAUCUAUGUGGUCUCCUACUGUGCGGGAGCCCCUUGCGAAAGUUUUAGUGCAUUCGACUCCAAUGACUGCUAUUGCUGUCGAUCCAAAAGGUAUGCAUUUAGCUACUGGAGGUUUAGAUCGAUCACUGAAAGUUUGGGACAUUCGAAAGUUGAGUGGGCCCCUGGCAGUAUACAAAUGUGGCAUGGCUGUAAAUGAAAUUGACAUAUCACAAAAAGGAGUCCUGGCUUUCUCAACAGGUAAUAUUUGUGAAAUGUACAAGCAAACGGUGAUGGAAAGCGAAAAUCCUAGUCCAUAUUUACGUGAGCGAGUUAACGACUAUGUGUACGGACUUCGUUUCUGUCCUUACGAAGAUGUGCUGGGUGUUUCAACUGGAAAAGGAUUCACAUCACUUCUGGUACCUGGCUCUGGUGAGCCCAACUUUGAUGGGUUGGAAGCAAAUCCAUUCCAAACGAAAAAGCAACGUCGCGAGCAUGAAGUACAUGCUUUGUUGGAGAAAAUACCAAUGGACCUUAUAUCCUUGGAGCCGAACGAGAUAAGAGGCGUGGAUGUUGAAACUUUGCAGGAUAAAGUCAAUGCUAAAAAGUCAAUCCUCUUCGUGAAGCCGCCAAGGAUUGACUUUAAGUCACGACGUAAAAUGAAGGGAAAGGGUGGAUCAGCUAAUGCUGCCAAGAACAAACAAAUUGUUAAGGAUGCGAAGAGAAAGGAAUUUAUCAAAGACGCUAAGAAAGCACGGGACAAAGUAUUUGAGCAACACAAAGAAAAAUCGACAACAGAAGACUUUAUUCCCUUAGAAUCGUCGAAUGCAACGGUUUUAGACAGAUUUAAGGAAAAUAUUCAGAUGCAGAAUUAUUGCAGAAUAUUGAUCUCACAGCAACUCACGCUUUAAUUAUUUUAGUUCAAAUAGUACCAAUGCCACAAAUCCAAUUGUAAAUUGCUGAGUUAGGCAUCUCUCCUUUAACACGCUAAUGUUCAUUGACGAUUUUGUGUGGAAGAACUGUGUAUAUUAUAUUUUGUAUUGCGGUUUAUGUGGCGAUAGUGCUCUUGAGUCCAUAUACAAAAUUGGAAUUAAAGCACUUGUGAAGUUGUUGCACUUACAACUAGUAGUUGAUAAGCCGCAGGAAUUGAGGUUGGGAUGGGGGAAGCUGGGAUCAGCCAAUGUUUCUAAUAAAAGUAUAACCAUGCCUAAAACGACCGCAAUAAACAUAAUACAGUGGAAUCCCGAUUAUUCGUAUUUCAGGUAGAUUCAUAUAAAUUUGUCGGUCGCCAGGAAAAAAUUUGUAUAAACACCAUGCAUCC